This is a messenger RNA of Anisakis simplex (herring worm), 1296 nucleotides long. The record is from the annotation of a GenBank genome assembly. Lineage: Eukaryota; Metazoa; Nematoda; Chromadorea; Rhabditida; Anisakidae.
AUGACUUUGAGCGACGAAAUGAAAACGUUGAAUCAGUCGAAAUUGAACAAUUUUGCGCUGACUCACAACCCGUCAAGUGCGUCGUUGAUAUCGCGAAGUUUGAGUUCGUGUAGUACCGAGGACUUCUUACCGACUUUUGAGUCUGAAGACGAUGACUGGCGAAAAUUCGGCUGGCUUCUUGAACUCAACAAUAUCAAAUUGCCUUGUCUUGAUGAGGACAGAAAGCUUUUGAAAGUUGACAAUGUCGAUAGACAGAUUCAAUCGUCGAACGAUGAAAAUUCACGGCCAACAAAACAGGUCAGUGACGAGAUAACUGCACUGAGAAAUGAAGCAGCAACCAAAGAUGAGGAAUGUGUUGAUCCAAGUGAAUUUUGUUGGCAUAAAUGCGAGACAACAUCGCAACGCACCAAUUUAACACAUCAUCGUGGUGGUCAUGACCAUUCAGAAAUAGACCGUAGUAUCACGCCUCGUUCGGCUGACUUACCAACGCCAUGUUCGUAUAGUAACGAUGGUAUCAUAUCAGCACUGUCUGUCGACGGCGAUACAGUAGAGUAUCGUGAUGAUGAACAAUCGAACCAUUCGAUCGUUGAGAUGAAAACUAAUACUGAUGAGGAAAAUGGAAAACGAAAUGAGGAAGAACCAGUUGCAAGGAGAACGCGCUUCUCAUCUAUAAAAUCUGACUACUCGUCGUUACCAUCGCCGUCCAAUUUGGUUUCCAAUCGGAAAAUAAUGUUCACAAUCGGCGAUUUCAACGACAAAUCGACGGAUGACCUCGAUUCAUCUUCGCUUAAAUCAUGUCGAUCGGAUUCCGAUGGUCGUUCAUGUGAGCACGUCGCUGAAAUAGAACAGCCACAGUCGACAGUUUCUUCGAGAACGGUCAGUGUACAGUGCGAUUUGGAUGAAGAGAUGGAAUCAGAGUGCGGAACAGAUUCCGAGAGUGAACCCAUCGCGAAACGUACCCGUCACUCACUGCCGUCGAUCAGUUUGAGCGAUCACCAAAUAACAAUUGAUAACUGGCUAUCGCUCGUCGACGAACCACUGGAUAUCGAUGAUACACCACCAACCAGAUCAAAAUCCAAAAGUGCGACGAAGAGCAAGAAGAGGAAAUACAAUAAGAGACUAUAUUGUGUCUGUCAGAAACCAUACGAUCGCAGACAGUUUUAUGUGGGAUGUGACGGCUGUAAUGACUGGUUCCAUCCGGCAUGUAUUGGAAUCACAGAAAUGGAUGCGAUCCGGGCAGAUGAAUACUUUUGUCCGAAAUGUAAACGACUGAAAGAAAGCGAUGAGAAAAUAUGA